Messenger RNA from Triticum turgidum subsp. durum (durum wheat), 930 nucleotides. Lineage: Eukaryota; Viridiplantae; Streptophyta; Magnoliopsida; Poales; Poaceae. The record is from the annotation of a GenBank genome assembly.
AUGGACGCCAUGUUCACCUCCCUUGGGCUCCUCUACGCGUUCUGCGUCUCCGACUACCUCCCCUGGCUGCGCGGCCUCGACCUCGACGGACACGAGAAGAUGGUCAAGGAGGCCAACGCCACCAUCAACCGGCUGCACGACACGGUCAUCGACGAGCGCUGGAGGCGGUGGAAGUCCGGCGAGAGGAAAGACAUCGACGAUUUCUUGGACGUGCUCAUCACGCUCAAGGACUCUGACGGCAACCCGCUGCUCACCCUCGAGGAGGUCAAAGCGCAGUCCCAGGACAUAACAUUUGCGGCGGUGGACAACCCAUCGAAUGCCAUCGAGUGGGCCUUGGCAGAGAUGGCGAAUGCGCCAGAGGUGAUGGCAAAGGCAGUGGAAGAGAUGGACCGUGUGGUGGGUCGGGAGCGGCUGGUGCAGGAGUCUGACAUCCCACAGCUCAUCUACGCCAAGGCAUGUGUCCGUGAGGCAUUCCGGUUGCACCCCGUGGCACCCUUCAACGUGCCACAUGUUGCGCUCUCUGACACCACUGUCGCUGGCUACCGCGUGCCCAAGGGAAGCCAUGUUAUCCUCAGCCGCAUAGGGCUCGGUCGAAACCCUGCGGUUUGGGAUGAGCCGCUCCGCUUCAAGCCAGAGCGUCACAUCAAUAUGGCCGCUGGCAUUGAUGGUGGUGUGGCACUCACUGAGAAUGAGCUGAGGUUCAUCUCCUUUAGCACCGGCCGUCGCGGGUGUGUAGCUGCAUCGCUUGGGACGGCUAUGUGCAUAAUGCUCUUCAGCAGGCUCAUACAUGGGUUCACUUGGAGCAAGCCAACGGGCGUGGCAGCAAUCGAUCUCAGUGAGGCGAAGCACGACGUCUUUCUAGCCAAGUCGCUGGUGCUACAUGCUGAGUUGCGCCUGCCAGCAAACCUCUACCGUGCCACCACCAUCUAA